This is a messenger RNA of Porites evermanni, 5178 nucleotides long. The record is from the annotation of a GenBank genome assembly. Lineage: Eukaryota; Metazoa; Cnidaria; Anthozoa; Scleractinia; Poritidae.
UCAACCGUUGACAGAUUCUUGGCAAUCCAUCUUCAUCUCAGAGAACAGGAACUUGUGACUCACAAGCGGGUUGUUGCUGUAGUGAGUUCAGUCUGGGUUUUAAUUGUCUUUACCAGUGCCUUGCUUGGUUUGAAAUGGAUACGGAUUCUUGGCUUUAUCUCAAUCCAGUUGCCAUCAGAGGAAGAAUAGUGGAACACUGAGAGCUUCUUAGGACUGUUCAACUAUUCCCGCAACGAAUCAUUUCCAGUGUCAGUCUCACUUGAAAGAGAAAACAGUUGCAGAGCUAUUCAGGCUAUUCAAAAGUUCCGUACAAAGACAGAAACGUAAUGAUGGAAACUGAAAGUUUUCGAGAAGGCUGUCGCCGAACAUGAAUCAAACUGAGUUCUCUCUUUAGUCCAGUUGCCAUCGAGCAAAGGAAGAGUGCAGAAUGACGGAAGCUGAAGGUUUUCAAGGUUUGCCCACGACUCUUGUCGCUAACUGCGCCGUCAACGCUUUUUUGUCUUUCACUGCCAUCUUGUUGAAUGUCAUAACAAUACAAGCGCUCCGAAAAACGGCGUCGUUGUCAAAGACUUUAAAAACAUUACUCCUGAGUCUGGCUGUUUCUGAUCUUGGUGUUGGUUUGCUUGCUCAACCUCUCUAUACAGCAACUCUUGUAAUAAAAAUUGAUCAAAGUACGCUAUUUGGAUGCAGCGUUCAAUGUAUUUCCCGUAGUUUUCGACUUCUUGGAUAUGUAUUUUUGCCUGCUUCAUUUUUUGGCAUUUUCGCUUUUACUGUUGACAGAUUCUUAGCCAUUCAUCUUCAUCUCAGAUACCAGGAAGUUGUGACAUACAAGCGAAUUGUUGCCUUAGUGAUCUCAAUAUGGGUGCUCAGUUCAGCUCUUUCCGUACUAACAUUGAUUGGAAAUUUAGAGAAAGUUCUCUCUUCCGUUAUUGGAAUUAUUGGGUCUGUUUGUCUAAUUAUUGCAGGAGCGCUUUGCUGCAAAAUGCACGCAGUUGUUCGACGCCAUAGAAAUGAAAUUAAUAGCGCUCUGCAAGUACAGCAAGUAGCACAGAAUGGAAAACUGGCAAGUGACGCAAGGCUGAAAAAAACUGCACUUGCUAUAUUUUAUGUGUAUGUCGUGUUUUUGGGAUGUUAUGUGCCAUAUUUUUGCGUGAGAGCUGCUUCUAUAAUCUGUGGUGAGUCUGUCUUGCGACAGCAUCUGUUUUAUUAUUUUUUGACACUGAUAUAUCUUAAUUCAUCUCUCAAUCCUUUGGUCUACUGUUGGAAGAUGCGAAACAUUCGACAGGCUGUGAUGAGUGUACUUCGUAACAUCUUUCAAAGUCAGUAAGGCCUACCAAAGUCAAAGAUAGGUAUGAGGCAACAUUUGAACCUCUUCAAGGAGACCACACCAGAAAAGCAAUACGUUGGAAUGCCGUUCCAAGAACCUGAAAUAAAAGAAUGCUGUUCUGAUAACUUAAUGCGCUAUUAUGCUUUUUUAUAUAUAAAGGACAUAAGACGCCCUAAACGAAAGGAAGAGCUUCAGACACUCACUCCUAUACUUCACUAACACUAACUAUUUUACUGACUCUUCUCCACUGAUUCAGAAGAAUGCUAAACUGAUUUGUCAUACUGAUAUAACUCAAAUCUUCAACAAUAUACAGUCACUCUUCUCAUCUAAACCAGGAACUCCGUUUUGCUUCUUCCUCGUUUAGUUGUUACCCUUUGUUAUUCGGUAUCUUUCAGUUAGCUACUCUACUCCACUUAGGCCCACCCCGAUCCUUUCGACCUUGCCCUUUAAACGUACUAGAGAAGGUUUUCAAAGGAUGUAAUUGUCUUCGUUUGCUACGUACUUCUUGUUUCUGUUUUCCAAAUACUCAAAACUUACCUAGUCGGGUUUGUUUUGACCAUAGUGUAUGCAAUCAAACCGUAUUUCACUGUCAUGGUCAAAGAUAAUAUUCGAUCUUUGCUAUAGUUCGUUAACUUAGCGCUUGGUAAAGAACGGCACCUGAGGCAGUUAACAAAUUAGCCGUGCAGUUUCUUUUAAGAAAGAUUAUCAUUUAUCGGUAAUUUAGACGAAGCCGGGGAAGAAGGGUUCGUUCCGUUGACCUUAUUUUAGGAAUAGGUAUUUAAAAAUAGUUUUUUUUGUGCGUGGGACUUAGUAUGAAGACCAGUAGUUUGUUUAUUUUGCCGGUACAAUAUAGCGUCAACAAUUGUAGCCUGUUCCAGGCUCCGAGAUAGUGGUGAAAAGUCGUUCAGUAAAAAGAAAUGCGAAAAACGCGCGGGGGCUGAGGAGAGACAGGGCGGCGGAGCCUGUACGCAUUUUUUUAACGGCCUGUUCCGGUAUAUCAGCUCCUGAUAUACCCUCUGAUUGGUCAAUUGUGACAGUUAAAUUUAGCCCAAGUUUUCAACCAAUGCAGGUUUCGUUGGUCAUACCUAUCAUGUGCAGCUGGUUACACUUGAACACGCAACACCGGAUGAUUGGUUACUUCUUGUAAACCUUUCUUUGGGUGGAAGAGGAAAAUUUUUCCCUCAUCUCCUCGCACUCCUUUAGUUGAAGGACACGUGACCAUAUAAAUUAUUAUUCAUUUCUUUUAAUGAACUAUCAGUGCAUUUUUUGCCCGAGGGCAGCAAAUGAGUUGGUUUGGAGCCUUUUUCCUUAAGGUCUGUUUGACUUUGAAUUUGCCAUCCAAUGCAAACCAGCUGCCUAACAAGUUAAAUGUCGCGUCAACAGUUUCAAGUACUUUUACUAGAAAGACUGGGUCUUUCUAUUAUCCAUGAUUUGACUGACGAAAUUCAACAGUUACAAAGCUCGACGAUUAGACGAUCGUAUUGCCAUUCCGAUCAAGUUUGACAAUUAACGUUAAAACUGCCAAAAAUCGUGCUGCAUGUUCAAAGUUUUGUCUUACUUAUUACUUCUGCUUUUAUUAUUUUCUCGUUCCCUUAGUUGUCGUUGUCGUGGUUGCUCGACCUCGCAAAAUCAUUCUCAAUAUGCGACCAUUUCGUUGAAAAACCGACGAUUUGAUGAAAAACGCGCGACAAAAACGACGUCCGCAGGUACCCAAAGAGAGGCUCAAAGGUCUCCCUUUAAGGACCUGUAACCAAAAAAAAAAAAAUUCUAAUAAGCAGCUCUAGGCGAGUUAAUCGUCUCUAUCGCGACAAAAGCGUUCGUUUUAAUUAUAUAAGCCUUUUUGCACUGUUUUCGACAACGAAUAGCUGCCUUAUUUCUCUGGGAUGAACCGCUGUAAAUGAACUCCAAAUACGUCAAUAACGUUCUCAAAUAAUGUUGUCUUUUCCUUUUUGACUGACUUAUUUCAACACUUAUAAAAAUGGACCUACCGUUAUUAUUAAAAGGAAAACAUAUUCACAUUUUUGUAUAAUGAGCACAUCACAUUUAAAUUUUCCGCUUUCUGUUAGAGGAAAGGUCUAAUUUAUUUCAAACGACUGAGUUCAUAUUUCGGUCCAGCAAAUACUUUCAGUGAACUAAACUUGUUUUUAUACCUUUGCAACCAAACAAAGCAACGAGAGUUAGCUUGUUCAAUAAUAACAGGAAGCGUAGGGAAACAUGAGAGUCUGUUCCGUUAGUCAAGCGAAGAAGCACUUCCUCAUAAACACCUGCGAGACCCUUAAAAGCUGUAUUCAACCAGAAAAACUACUUAUGUUCAACCACCAUCGUGUUGAACAUCAUAACAUUGCUCCUGAGUCUUGCUGUCUCUGAUUCUGAUUCGUUCUGGUUCAACCCACUUAUGUUGCAGUUCUUGUAAUGAAAAUAGACUCGACAAAACGCUUAAAAUAGUGCUUUUUACACAAUAUUUGACACAUUUUACAUCCAGAGCUCUUUAUUUGGUUUUGCUUCCUUUUUUGGCGUUUUAGCGUCAACCGUUGACAGAUUCUUGGCAAUCCAUCUUCAUCUCAGAGAACAGGAACUUGUGACUCACAAGCGGGUUGUUGCUGUAGUGAGUUCAGUCUGGGUUUUAAUUGUCUUUACCAGUGCCUUGCUUGGUUUGAAAUGGAUACGGAUUCUUGGCUUUAUCUCAAUCCAGUUGCCAUCAGAGGAAGAAUAGUGGAACACUGAGAGCUUCUUAGGACUGUUCAACUAUUCCCGCAACGAAUCAUUUCCAGUGUCAGUCUCACUUGAAAGAGAAAACAGUUGCAGAGCUAUUCAGGCUAUUCAAAAGUUCCGUACAAAGACAGAAACGUAAUGAUGGAAACUGAAAGUUUUCGAGAAGGCUGUCGCCGAACAUGAAUCAAACUGAGUUCUCUCUUUAGUCCAGUUGCCAUCGAGCAAAGGAAGAGUGCAGAAUGACGGAAGCUGAAGGUUUUCAAGGUUUGCCCACGACUCUUGUCGCUAACUGCGCCGUCAACGCUUUUUUGUCUUUCACUGCCAUCUUGUUGAAUGUCAUAACAAUACAAGCGCUCCGAAAAACGGCGUCGUUGUCAAAGACUUUAAAAACAUUACUCCUGAGUCUGGCUGUUUCUGAUCUUGGUGUUGGUUUGCUUGCUCAACCUCUCUAUACAGCAACUCUUGUAAUAAAAAUUGAUCAAAGUACGCUAUUUGGAUGCAGCGUUCAAUGUAUUUCCCGUAGUUUUCGACUUCUUGGAUAUGUAUUUUUGCCUGCUUCAUUUUUUGGCAUUUUCGCUUUUACUGUUGACAGAUUCUUAGCCAUUCAUCUUCAUCUCAGAUACCAGGAAGUUGUGACAUACAAGCGAAUUGUUGCCUUAGUGAUCUCAAUAUGGGUGCUCAGUUCAGCUCUUUCCGUACUAACAUUGAUUGGAAAUUUAGAGAAAGUUCUCUCUUCCGUUAUUGGAAUUAUUGGGUCUGUUUGUCUAAUUAUUGCAGGAGCGCUUUGCUGCAAAAUGCACGCAGUUGUUCGACGCCAUAGAAAUGAAAUUAAUAGCGCUCUGCAAGUACAGCAAGUAGCACAGAAUGGAAAACUGGCAAGUGACGCAAGGCUGAAAAAAACUGCACUUGCUAUAUUUUAUGUGUAUGUCGUGUUUUUGGGAUGUUAUGUGCCAUAUUUUUGCGUGAGAGCUGCUUCUAUAAUCUGUGGUGAGUCUGUCUUGCGACAGCAUCUGUUUUAUUAUUUUUUGACACUGAUAUAUCUUAAUUCAUCUCUCAAUCCUUUGGUCUACUGUUGGAAGAUGCGAAACAUUCGACAGGCUGUGAUGAGUGUACUUCGUAACAUCUUUCAAAGUCAGUAA